AUGGAUAUAAAGACCUUGCUGGACAAUCUUCAUGAUGAAGUAUCCUGUUCUGUGUGUAUGUGUACAUUUACUGAUCCAAAGCAGUUGCCUUGUUUGCACAAUUUCUGUCUUAACUGCCUAAACGGAGUUCAACGAACGAGCGGCGUCCGUGGUAAAAUUACAUCCCCCGAGUGUAGGAGACAGUUUCAGAUUUCUGGAAGUGGAACUCCCAGCGAACUUCCCACCAAUUUUCGAAUUAACAGCCUGCUAGAUGUCUUAGCAAUAAAAGAGUGCAGUACAGUCAACGUCAAGUGUAGAAACUGCGACAAACGAAGCGCCCAGACUUUAUAUUGCUUCCAGUGUUGUUCCUUCUGGUGUGAAGAAUGUAUUGUAGGACAUAACAUAAUGCGGGAAAAUAAAGACCACAGAACGCUAGCGCUGAAAGAUUUUCAAGAUCAAGACAUCAAAGCUGUAUUAGAGCGACCAACAUUUUGUCAGAAGAAACACCAUGAAAACAAAGAGCUGGAGCUCUUUUGCAGGAACUGUAAAGUCGCCAUUUGUAGCGCUUGUGCCAUGACACUUCAUGAAGGUCAUGGUAAGAUGCUUUUGCAAGAAGCUACAGAUGCCCGCGAGACACAGAUCAACUCCACUAUUAAAUCUUUGAAAGAUAAAGCACUGGAAAAACGAAAGGAAGUCGAAAAAAUCAACCAAAAGAGCGCUGAAUUUCAAUCGCAAGUAGCCGAAGUAAAAAGCCAAGUGCAUUCUUGUGUAGACCAAAUUAUUGCAAUCAUCGAAGCGAGGAAACAAGAUGUUUUUGAGAAGAUUGAUGAUCAAACUAAAAAAUCACUCGGAUCUCUUUCAGAGAAAAAAAGCGAAGUUGAAAAACAAGUGAAAUUAAUUGAAUCAGCAAUUGAACAAACUGAAACUCUGUUGAAACGAAGCUUUAGUACUGAAAUCCUUGGAUUCAGUGAAACAUUUGAUACAAUCCUACAGGAACAGAGCACCCAAGGAAACUGUGACACUGAAUAUAUUCCUCGCUUUAGUUUCACUAAAAGUGAAAAACUGAUUAACCAGUUGAGCAUGAGUGAGGGGAUAGGUAAUGUAGAAUUUGUUUUUAGCGAAUUUAAAGCAAAACAAUCAGGUACUAAAGGUAAAGAAAGUAGUAAAGUAAUUUCGGGGAAUAAAGGGGCAAAUGUUCAUGACACUAGUCCUCUUGAGACUCAGGUUCAAACCAGGCGCUUCAGAUCUGUGCUGUCAUUUGGACAAAAAGGUAAGUCUGUUGGAAUGCUUAAGGGGCCCUGGGGUGUGGCAGUGAAUGAUCAGGGUGAAAUUGCUGUGACUGAAUACUGGAACCACAGGGUUUCAUUGUUUAGUAGUGACGGUACCCACUUAAGAUCGUUUGGUAGAUUCGGUAAGAAUAAUGGUGAGUUUAAGUACCCUUCAGGGAUCGCUUUUGAUAGUCUUGGUAAUAUUGUAGUGGCAGACUAUGUUAACCACAGAGUGCAAGUAUUUGAUAGCAAUGGUAACUUUCUUAGUAAGUUUAGUAAACAAGGAAGUCGUGAUAAAUAUCAGCUUAAAUACCCUGAAGGUUUAUCAAUAAACGGUAAUGGUGAUCUUAUUGUUACUAGUCAGGGUAACAAAUUAAUCAAGAUAUUCUCUUCUAGUGGGGAGUAUUUACGUAAAUUUGGUGGAGCAGGUUCUUUGGUCAGUCCCCAUCACUGUAUUCAACAUGGCCAAUAUUUUAUGGUCUCAGAUUAUGGUGAUCAUUCCAUUAAAAUUUUUAAUAUUGAGGGAAAGUUUAUUUCUAAAUUUGGAAAACAGGGAAACAAGCAUGGAGAGUUCAAUAAGCCCCGUUGCUUGUCAGUUAACAAAGAAGGAUUGUUAAUGGUCUGUGAUGGAAGUAAUCACAGAGUUCACGUAUUUGAAGUGAGUGGAAAGUUUGUUACAAAGUUUGGAAGUGAGGGUAUUGAGGGAGGAGAGUCUAAGUUUCCAGUGUCUACGGCAAAUCUUAGUGAUGGAAGGAUAGUUGUGUGUGAUAAGAACAAUGACCGAAUCCAGGUUUUUGACAAGAUAUAAUAUGAUCUUACCAGUGGUAUUAUUGGGGAAAGGCCAAAUUGCUUAUCUAGAAUAAGAAAAUGCAAUGUGUAGUUACAGGAAAUAUCCAUAACCACCCCCCCCCCCCUCCCCCCACACACACACACAUACGGAAAUUCCGAGGGGAGGGGGAGUUCAAAAGAAGGCAAUUCCCGAGGGGUUGGGGGGUUGCUUACAGAGGUUUUUUCCAGGGGGUCUGAGUAAGGUUGGUUGGUGAGUUGUUUACAGGUUAACCACUCAGCGACUGAAUUAUCGGGAUUUACCUGCACGAGAUCCCCAACAAUGAACGAGAAAUUUCAAUACCGUACGAGUUCAUUGUUAGUGAAUGAGUAACAGGUAAAUCCCGAUAAUUAUUUUACGAGCAAUGAGUGCGUUAACAUUUAUAUAAUUUAUAUUAUGAGUUUAAGUGUCCAGUGUCUGCAGCAAAUCUUAGUGAUAGAAGGAUAGUUGUGUGUGAUAUGAACAACAACCGAAUUCAGGUUUUUGACAAGAUAUAAUAUGAUCUUAUCAGCGGUAUUUAAUGGCAGAUCCAGACCCUCAGAUAGGGGGGGGGGCAGUCAUCCAGACCCUCACAUAAGGGGGAGCCCGGUCUCCAAAAAAAUUUUAUUCGUCCUUCAGGCCUCAUUUUGGUCGAAAAAUAAGAGGGGGGCUUCCCCUGGAUCUGCCACUGGUAUUAUUGUUGUAUGGUUCAAAUUGCUCAAAUCUAGAAUAAGAAACUGUGAUUUUUCGAACAACACCAUCUCAUGAGGUAUUUGUCACUGUUGACCUUUCUUAGUUGUGGGUGGGGCGCAUUUGGUUGUUCUCACGCGUAGUUUGUAUUUUCUGUGAAUGUUACAAUACAUUAUACAAUCGUGGCUGCAAUAGUAGCUGUAAUAAUAGCUGUAAUAAUGGCUGAAAUGACGUUCAACUUCUAAAUAUAUUUUGUUAUCCUUUUUUCAUAUGUACUGUAGUCUCAUUUAAUUUCCGAUUAUAGUUUAUUAAGGAGUUUAAAUUGUUUGGUAUCAAAAUUGUUUUUUAUGUUGUACACCUUUUCAUUUAAUUUCUUUCCAGCAGUUGCUAGUUGUUAGCCAGUGUAUUUUUGGAAAUAUUAUUCCCGAGCCCUUAGCUCAAGUACGGUUUUUUUCUAAACAGGUCCGUUAAUUAUAACAUACAUUAACCGAAUUGUAUAACGAUUUGUUGAAAACGCACUAAAGGAUAAUCAAAAAUAAAGAAUGCUUUUUUGUUCAAAUUUUAUCGUUGUCAAUGAGACCGUCAUGUGUUGAAGAAUGGACCAGUGUGUCCAGUGUCCAGUGAUCAUCUGAGUCACGUGUAGGUCAACUGAGCAGUUUGCAGGACAAGGCAACAGCACAUUGGAACCCCCCUUUAAGGACACCCGCUUAAUACAGACACCUCAUUUUUGCCCCUGGGGAAAAAAGCCCUUACAUUUUCUCUUGAUUCAACCCCCUUAAUUCGGACACUUUCUAUGCCCCCCCUCAGUGUCUGUAGUAACGGGGUUUGACUCAGUUCAUUUAGUUAGUUAUUUUAAGACCCUCAGUAUUGGUCCGGUCCCGUGACUUUCCGCUCCUGCAGUCAAACGCUCUACAGGCUGAGUUAAUCGUUUCGUUGAGGUAGAUAUCUGUUACAUCUACCAUAAACGCUUCAGUUUAGUGCAUGAACAACAAGCUGUAUGCAAGUGUAGCCUGCGUAGCAAGCGCAUGAAGGGGAGGGGAGAGGAAGGACAUGGGAGCAGAUAAGGUUAUCUCCAUUCCUCCCCUCUUGUCUCCUCCCCUCUCCUCUCCACUUCUCUGGUCCUUAUUUUAUGUUAUCUUAUCUAUUUAGCAAUAUACGGCCCCUUUAUUGCAGAACUCUCCUUAAUCCCCUCCCCUCUCCCUACUCGCCCUUUUUUUCUGUUUUCCACACAGGUAAACCCUAUCGUAUCCUUGAGCAAUGAUAAUUUCUCUCCUUAACUCUUCCACAUCAAGUCUUCUCUGAGGGCCCCAGGGAAGGGACUCCCAUAUAAAAGUGAAGGGGAUGCUCGCCGUCUCGCUUUCGGGUGUAAAUUGCAGAUGUUGAUCUCACUUUUCUGUUUGGGUUGUAAAGUUACUAUAUUUGGAAUGCCCAUUUAGGUAUGGCUUAGUUACUGUGCAUUAAGAAACUAAAAAAAAAAUGCACAGACACUGGCCACACAGAAAUCACCCUUAGGGGUCAGUUGAAGCUUGAGCCACACCCACAUAUAAUAUAUAGAUUUAGCCAGGGCUAAAAGCGAAGCUCUCGAUAAUAUUUAUAGUUUGUUCAAACAAAAUAUAAAAUCGUGUAAUGCUAAGCGGCGAAGACAACGCCGGAGAACGGAGAAAAAACAACAAUAGGUCUAAUUAGCAAAAAAGCAACUUUGCACGUGCAGCACACUUUUUUUGUACAUUUCUUUGCCGUUGUUUUGCACGACCACAACGUGAAACGUCCAGAAACUUUUUUAUGGAGGAAGUGUCGUACGUGUUCUCGUUCACUUUUUUUUUCACUGCCGCUCAUUUUCUCCUUGCAUUGGUGGCCGCUAGCAUUUCUCAUUUUGUCACCGCCGCUACAAAAUUUUCAUGUUCUUCUUCAAACAAAAAAUGUCUGCUUUGUUUUUUUAUCUCUCGCUCUAGAUCUCUGUUGCCCUUUUUCUCGUUGAGUUUCGCUGGCCUGCCUCUUUUUCUCUGUCUUUCUCUGGCCCUAUAUUCCAAAUGUGUGGACAUGACAAUAAUCUGAGCUUAAUACUUUAGAAAACACGAAUACAGAAACAAUUUACGCUUUUCGGUUUUGUCUUUAUUGACUCUUUAGUUGCCUCUGCUUUACAGACGCGGGUGGCUAUGCGAUUUCCCUCCUAAAUAACCUCGAGUUGCAUUUGGGUUACCAUACCUGUUGAUUGAGUUAUUUCACAUUGGUAUGCCUGUGGUGCGGACGGACGGUCGGGCGUACGGUCACGUGAUUACCAAAUUUUCUUGGAUGGGUAGUUUACCACAUUUUCUUACCCAUGGUGCUCCGCAGGCGCGCUUCGCGCGCCAGAGCUCCGCUAUAAAAGGUUUACCAGUAAUUUGAAUUUUCCAACGAGCAUCCCCGUCACUUUAAUAUGGGCGUUCCCGCCUCGGGGUUUCAAGUAUCCAAAUACUGGUCUUGGAGAUCCAAUCGGUUGUCGUUUACCACGGGCUUUUGGCGUCCAAUAGGUUGGUAAUCAAAACAGACGAGAUGUAAUGAACCUAAAGAAUAAUGUGUGAUUUUGUGUAGGACCCCUCCAAGGUUCCAUCGUGGCUGCAUGUGUGUUCAUCGCAGUUUAGUUCCUGACCAGGGGGGACUCCGUAUAUGAAAGGGGUGGGGAUGCUCGUCGUCUCCUUAGGGGUGUAAAUUUCGGAUUUUGCUGUCGCUCAGGGUGUUCUUGGCAAAACACUAUUGUAUUUAGCCGUAAAGGUCUCUUUUAGGGUUGCACUCGAAGAAAUAUUAAAAAAUUAUAUAUUUUCGAUUCGUUUUAUGUACUCGAUUCAUGUAAUCAAAGUUUAACAUAAUCGCUUUUAGGGGUCAAAAAAGGUUAGGCCACGCCCAGAUUGGUCUCCUUUAGGGGUUUAAUUCAAAAUUUCCGACGAGCAUCCCCACCCCUUUCAUAUGCGGAGUCCCCUCCCCGGGGUUCCUGACUUCGUUAUCGCAGAUCCAAAGGUACAAGCUUAAUUACUGGAUAAUAAUCAACUACUAUGCGUUUUACAAAGAAAUUAAAGUUUUUCACUCUAAAAUGAGGAAUAACACUUUCGGGUUUACAUAGGGUGUUAGUAUGAAAUUAUUCCCUAAUUUCACGAGUAUGCCAUUUGAUUACCUAUUAAUAUCAUGGGUGACGAAUUACGUUAGCAAUCUUGGAUUUUUGACAUGUUUAUCCUGGAUCGUAUCGAUCGAGAACUCCACUCUCUCAAAUGUUUAGACCUUAAAUUUGGCUUAUAAAGUUCAGAAUUUUUCAGACUUUUUCGGAAAAAUACCUGUUAGAAUCCUUCUUGAUGUUCUCCUUUGUGUUCAGGUUUUCUAAAGCGUAUUUUUAUGCCCUGACAUCUUCGUUCACGGCAUUUUAAAACUUCGUCGCCAUCUUGACACUGAGACGUACGGAAGGGUUGCCAUGGCAAUUUUGUAAUUUCACAUGUGAAAUUACAAAUUAACGCUGAAAUUUCGCGCCAAAAUUAAGGAGUAAUUCGUCACCUAUGAUAUUAUAGUGGAAUACGACGUAGCGAAUUGGCUUUGAAAUGCACUUUAACUACGCGAAGAAAAACACCUACUUCCAUCACAUAAAAUGCUCAGAUAGGAAGGAACAUCAGUUCCUUUACAAUGGAACGCCACUGGCCACAAUUUGUCUUGAAUAAGAAAUUUGAGACUCUUUCGCAGCAAAAUUGCCGUCACAUAUUGAUUGUUGUCUUGUUUUGUUACAAUCAGUUCGCGCGGGAGUCCCAUUUCAAUCACCGCGAGUAGCGAGGUCGCUGGCGACAAAAAUUCCCUCGCGAGACGGCUGAGCCAUUGGAAAGCUGUCCCGUCCGACGGAAAAGUACAUUCUGUCUUGUAUUUAUGUUUCUGAAGAAAGACCCAGUAUGGGAGAUAACAGGAACAGAGUCUAGUAAGUCAGCAACUCACACAGCUGAUGGAAUAUCAAUCAGGUUCCCACGGGUGACAAGGAUCAGAGAUGAUAAUCGGCUACUUUACAGUUGUGGGCUUGGUGUCCUAGCCUUUGAGUGAACGUGAGGCUAAGGUUGACCUUGUUUUGAUACAAACCUCCUUCCUUUUCUAAUGGAAAUUUUGCUUAAAAGAUACUAGUUAGCAUAACUACAACAAGUUUUGCAUAAUAAAGCAAGAAGGGUUGUAUCAAAACAAGGUCAACUCCAGCCUCGUUUGCAACUGUAACUGUAAAAUGGGCUAUUAAGGACUGUGAAAUUGCUAAUGAUAUGCCCCAUCUUAGGGUGAGCUACACAUGGUUAAUUCCAAGAAAUAUUCAGGAUAAUUGUUCACAUAUUGGCCAUUUUAAGAUCGUUUAUGGAAUGAACUGGGUCGGUACUGUGUCUAAUAUCACCGUGGGACUGUUUGGGUGGGGAGGUAGGGUGGGAGAAUAACCAAUUUUCACCCAGUUCCCUGCUCAACCUUGCAAUAGCCAAUAAGAGCGAUUGUGUUCCCAAAACUGUCCCAGAGUUCAAUUCGUUUCUGUACCGUCCCAGGCUCACGCGGGAAGUCAAAAUGGCCACAUCAGGUCACUACAGGUGUUUUCUAGAAGCGCGAACUAGAAUUCCCUCUGUUUUUAAAAUAGUGUUGCACUCAACUCUUUGAGACGAUCGUUGGAACCGUUUAUAACUGUUACCCUAGAGAGGCGUUCGCCUUGUAGAGAGUGCUAGGCGAAAACUUUAGAUGUCCAUUUUAAUGAACUGUUAGUUUGCUUUCACAUUCACACACAGGCAGAUACACACAGUAGCGCGGCUCGCUUGUUCGAAAAAUGCGCCUGCACUGAAGGCCAUGUGUCACGUGAUAAACUAGCCCGCCGUGAAUCAAAUUCUGAGCUGCGUUAAAAAAAAUGGAUUCGAACCAUUACUGAGCUUUGUGAUUAGGCUUCUUCUCUUCUUUCAUUCAAUUACUGUUGCUUUUUCCGCAGGUUUUAUUCAACAACUCAAAAGCAUCUAACAGUGAGUGGCUUUUUCUAUGAUAUGACAAGUGAAGUAAAGAAAAGAAACUUUCGUGCUGGUGAACCUUUCUGGAACAGCUUUGUUCGAAGCGAUCGCCAAAUUUGGUGCACAGUAUUACGUAUGUGUUAGUAUACAGGCAACGGAAACGACAACAAAGUUUUGAGGGCUUUGCUUUUUUUGUGUGCGUGAAUGUUGGCCAGAAAACUGUUUAUGCAGCAGCUAAGAGCAACGUUUCAUCAGACAUCGAGGAGUUAUCGGGUUGACCAUGUCCACUCUUCCUUGUCAAUUGUUUACUCUUUGUGAGUUUGGACCAGUUUGGAACUUAGAGCUACCCAAUUUAGAGGUUAAGCCGGCAGUUUUUUUUACGGUAUUUUCCAGCCUACGAAAUGACAUCAAAUUUUGACCCCAAUUUUAGACAAACACCACUUAGCUACACAGGAAAAUCGACAAGUAGUUACAGCCUAUUUCAAAUCAAACACUUCGAAAGGUAAAUACACUAUACGAACAUUAUGUUUUGUUGAAGAUACUGCAGGAAAUGUGAAGGACGAUGACGCUGACAAUGAUGAUGGCGAGGAUGAUGAGAAUAGAAGUGAUGACGAUGAUAUUGAUGACUUUGACGAGGAAAAUGACUCUAAAUCAGAGGUUAACCACUAGAAAAAAGUAAAUGAUGAGCUACAGAAAGAAACAAGAAAAAGAAAAGCGUUGGACACUGCUGAGGAAGAAUCGCCAAAAAAGAAGGUUUGUUUUUAUUUUCAGUCUUCAUGUCUGGCCUUGCAAAAAGUUGAAUGAAAAUGGUCCCAUAUAUUUGACAAGCUGACCGAGUUGGAAGAAUCGUGAAAAAGUUUCUAAUAACACGAAAGUACUUUAUAAAUGACGUUUUUGCGGCUGUAGCCGUCCUGUUAGGUUAAGCUGCCUAAUAGCUUCUUGUCAUUGACUGAUAUUCGUUGUUCUUUUCUCAGUCAAAGCCUGCUUGUAAAUAUGGAUCAAAAUGCUAUCAACAGAGCGAGUACCACCGACAGAAAUUCAGUCAUCCUAAAGUAAGUAAAUGAGGUGUGAAAAAACCAGUUUUUGACACGCACUGCCUUUUGUGCCGAGCUGAUUUUUUACAACAGAAAAAAGCUGCAAAUUAAUCAAUGUAACACUUCGUGUCAAACCGGAAAACUGAAAGAAACAAAAGGAAGAAAGAAAGAAGCACACACAACUUUUCACGCAAAUGUUAUAAUGAGGUUUGUUUUGCAAGCUGUAAGAAAAUUUUAGUUUUCAUAACAAUAAAAAGCUAAGUUUACUUGCAAAUAAAACUAGCAAAUGUACUUUUGUACAUCAGUAUAGAGAGGUUUUAUGACCGGGGCAAAAGCACGGAAUCUCUGUUUAUUUGAAUUUUCGCUUUUUUGUAAUUUCGCAGGAAAAUGAAGUUGUUGACAGUCCAAGCAAAGGGCAGGUAAGUAAGGCUCGUAAUUAUUGGAAACAUUUAUAAUUUUUGAGUCAGUUUUGAAUUAUUUUCAAAACCAUUAACUCUGGUAAAUUGUUAUUCUUUUCGUUUGUUUUAGUAAUGUGUAUUAUAAUCUACAGUUUCUGUUAUGCAAAGAAUUUACUUUGACAUCCUUUUCAUUUUUUACAGCGCUUGAAAGACAUCUUUCAUGGACUGACAAUUUUCCUCUCGAAAGACCUUGAAGAUCAGCGAAACUCAAAAGAUAUAUUAUUGCGUAUCCUUUGAAAUACCUUUUAGUCUAAUGAAAUAAAAACUGAGCCAGGAAAACGUAUGUCGCUUUAGUCGACAGCGUGCGGAACAACGCGUUUCUGUGUUUCGUAUCCAAAAUAGGAUUUGCAAUGUUUUGAAUCCGCACUCGGCUUGAAUUCAGCGGAUUUAAUCAGUGUUUCUUUAGGGAGAUAUUUGAAGAGAGGAAUUUCCGCUUGAAAUUUGGCCAGCGGAAUGCAAAAUGCCCUACCAACCCCUGGUACAGGCUGUGAAUCCGUCUUUGGUUUUGCCGUCUUUAACCGUGACCAGUUUUCAUCCAUCAGUUACCUUGAAUCUGCAUUCAGAAUUUUUGCAAAGAAACGCAGCUUAAUCACCGCAAUUGCAAUUUUUCCCGCGCUUCUUGUCUACCGUGCUUUAAUCAUAAGCUUUCAUCUAUAAAACUGGACAACCUGGUUUUUAACCAUUCUUAACAACAUGACUGGAUAGUUAUGACGGAGAUUUGGCGGAGGAAUUUGAAAAGACCAGUGCAACACAUAUUGUAAGCAACAAUAAGGUAAGAAGAUAAAAAAUAUUUUGCGCACGUUUACUUUCUGUCGCCUUAGUGUGGUAAACUUCACUGCGAACAGUUUCUUAUUUAUAAAUUUUUGUAGGCCUUUAUAGGACCGGACUAGAAACGGGCAGACAAAUCGCAAAAAUAAAAAUGAGACAAAGAAAGAAAGAAAGAAAAACGGAAGAAGAAAAAUUUGCAAAGAAUAAAGAGGGAAGAAACUCAAAAUGCAAGCGUGUAUUAUGGAAAACGUGAAGGCGGGGAAUAGACUCUGUACAAUCCUCCGCCCCCUCUCCACCCCUCUUCCCAUGUUCUUUCUCUUCGACAUUGGAAGCAACGCUUUGGAGGUGAUAAGCUAAGAUAUUUUAUUAGCGAUGUAACCGAUGCCCGCUGUUCUUAUCGUGUCUGCUCUUUCUUUUUUAGGAUGGACGAAAGGGGCAAGGAUCGACCAAGGUUGUGUCGCCAUCAUGGAUUUGGUAGUGUAUUAAGAAGGGCCGUAUCGUACCAGUUACUAAAUUUCUUGUAUAAAUUUACAGCAUUCGAUCACUUUGACGGUUUUCAAUUCCUUUCAGGAUCAACUGUUUGGAUAAUUACAGAACACCUCCAAGUCUUAAAUCGCGCCUCCAAGUGAGGUUGGUCAAAGACCAUUCAGAAAAAGAGUUUACCGAGGCUGAUGGAAUACUUCAACCAUUAAAAUGAAUGUUACGUAAUUAUAGAUUUACCUCGCCAAACGAAAAUGUGAUAGCUGAUAAUUGCUCCUUUGACCGAACAUUAUAAAAGUUUGAAAAAUGGAAUUUCACUUAGUUUUAUACCGCCUUGUGAAUCUCAUCCCUCUUGAGAUUUUCAAUAACAACUGUCUACUUACACGAAGAAAAGGUAUGUCAAUAAAAGACGAGGCCCGCCCAAAUAGCCUAAAAACAAAUGAGAAUAAAACUGUCUUAAUUCUUGACUCGUACUAUAAUAAUACUAAUUUAAAUUUGUGAAAAAAUAAAUUCAUUUGAAAGAGAGCACUUUACCGAAGUGUCUGUAAAAAAUAACAAGUGACAAUUCAGAAGGAAAUCCAGUUCUCUGUCUUUUAAGCGAACUCUAGCAGAUAACAAUCCGAUUACAGCUUCUAAACUGACAAUAAAAAGAUACCACCGUUUUAAAGUUACUUUAUAUUUUGACUUUUAUACCUCAUUGCUUUUUUUACCUCUUUGUGGCCCAAAGGCUGACAGAAACGUAAGAUUUUAGUAAAAACUUUCUACAACUGCCAUUUGUUCUGGAGGAUUUUGUUGCACAGUAUCAGGGUUGACUUAGCCAAAGGUUGAUUAAUGUAUUUGCUGGAAACACACACAUUAACAACCUCUAUAUUGGACAAAAUAGACGCAAAAUUUACUCGUAAAAGGACGGGGAAAUGGCGCGUUUUGGCUUUCGCGUGGUCUUUUGAGCCACCGGGGAGUUGCUUUCCCAGCGAUAAUCUGUCCAAGGAUUGUACGCGUUUGUAACGUGUUGAGUGUACACAAAUAUUUAAAAAAACUUCAGUAGUCCAUGCUUUAACCUGCCUAGCAAACUUUUCCGAACGAAUUAGGGAGAGAAAGCCCCUUCAUUCCUCAUUUUUUUCUCUCCCCAACUUUCGCGCGGAAUCUCCUGCCGACAAGUUACCCAUCCUUCAAAGAGCUGAUUAACAAUUCUCGGAAAUACAGGAUGUUUUUUAUUCUUCCAUCAAACCAUCAAAACAUGUCAAGAGACUCUAUUUGAUUGGCUAAUAAUAAAGAGUUUAGUCUGGGUCACAAGACAAGAGUUCAUUGUAUAUUCGCAAAGGCAUAAAUCUCCUUGAUCGUCAACACUUAGGUCCAAAUUUUUAAAAAGUAAACUUGUUUCCGACCUUUACCAUGGAUAUAAAGACCUUGCUCGACAAUCUUCAUGAUGAAGUAUCCUGUUCUGUGUGUAUGUGUCCAUUUACUGAUCCAAAGCAGUUGCCUUGUUUGCACAGUUUCUGUCUUGACUGCCUGAACGGAAUUCAACGAACGAGCGGCGUCCGUGGUAAAAUUACGUGCCCUGAGUGUAGGAGACAGUUUCAAAUCCCUGGAAGUGGAAAUCCCAGCGAACUUCCCACCAAUUUUCGAAUAAACAGCCUGCUAGAUGUCUUGGCAAUUAAAGAGUGCAGUGCCGUCAACGUCAAAUGCAGAAACUGCGACAAACGUAGCGCCCAGACCUUAUAUUGCUUCCAGUGUUGUUCCUUCUGGUGUGAAGAAUGUAUUGUAGGACAUAACAUAAUUCGAGAAAAUAAAGAUCACCGAACUCUAGCGCUGAAAGAUUUUCAAGAUCAAGACAUCAAAGCUGUUUUAGAGCGACCAGCAUUUUGCCAGAAGAAACACCAUGAAAACAAAGAGUUGGAGUUCUUUUGCAAGGGCUGUAAAGUCGCCAUUUGCAACACUUGCGCUGUAACACUUCAUGAAGGUCAUGGUAAGAUGCCCUUGCAAGAAGCUACUGAUGAGCGCAAAACACAGAUAGACUCCAUGAUUCGAUCUUUGAAAGACAAAGUAGUGGAAAAACAAAGAGAAGUCGAACAAUUCAACCAAAGAAGCAUCGCAUUUCAAUCGAAAGUAACCGAGGUAAAAAGCCAAGUGCAGUCUUGUGUAGACCAAAUUAUUGCAAUCAUCGAAGCGAGAAAACAAGACGUUUUUGAUGCAGUCGAUAAUCAAGCGGCAAAAUCACUGGAAUCUCUCUCACAGAAAAAAGAAGCAGUGGAAAAACAACUAAAAAUAAUUGAAUCCGCAAUUGAACAAACUGAAACUCUGUUGAAACGAAGCUUUAGCACUGAAAUCCUUGGAUUCAGUGAAACAUUUGAUACAAUCCUGCAGGAACAGAGCACUCAAGAAACCCGUGACACUGAAUCUAUUCCUCGGUUUAGUUUCACUAAAAGUGAAAAACUGAUUAACCUGUUGAGCAUGAGCGAGGGGAUAGGUAAAGUAGAAUUUGUUUUUAGCGAACCUAAAGCGCAACAAUCAGGAACUAAAAAUAAAGAAAGUAGUAAAGUAAUUGCUGGGAUUAAAGGGGCAAAUGUCCGUGAUAGUCCUUUUGAGACUCAGGUACAAACGAGGCGUUUCAGAUCUGUGCUGUCAUUUGGACAAAAAGGUGAGUCUGUUGGAAUGCUUAACGGACCCUGGGGGGUGGCAGUGAAUGAUCAUGAUGAAAUGGCUGUGACUGACCUCUGGAACCACAGGGUUUCAGUGUUUAGUAGUGACGGUACCCACUUAAGAUCGUUUGGUAGACCCGGUAACAAUAAUGGUGCUUUCUAUUACCCUUCAGGGAUCGCUUUUGAUAGUCAUGGCAAUAUUGUAGUGGCAGACUGUGCUAACCACAGGGUGCAAGUCUUUGAUAGGAAUGGUAACUUUCUUAGUAUGUUUGGUGAACAAGGAAGUCGCGAUAAUCAGCUUCAACACCCUCGAGGUUUAUCAAUAAACGGCAACGGUGAUAUUAUUGUUGCUGAUACCGGUAACAAAUUAAUCAAGAUAUUCUCCUCUAGUCACAACUAUUUACGUAAAUUUGGUGGAGCAGGUUUAUUGGUCACUCCCUAUCACUGCAUCCAACACGGUCAAUAUUUUAUAGUCUCAGAUUUCAGUGAUCAUUCCAUUAAAAUGUUUGAUCUUGAGGGAAAAUUUAUUUCUAAAUUUGGAAAACAGGGGAACAAGGAUGGAGAGUUCGAUCAGCCCCGUUACUUGUCAGUUAACAAAGAAGGAUUGCUAAUGGUCUGUGAUGCAAGAAAUCACAGAGUUCAAGUAUUUGAACUGAGUGGAAAGUUUGUUACAAACUUUGGAAGUGAAGGUAGCGGGAGAGGAGAGUUUAAGUGUCCAGUGUCUACAGCAAAUCUUAGUGAUGGAAGGAUAGUUGUGUGUGAGAAGGAGAACAACCGAAUCCAGGUUUUUGACCAGUUAUAA
Messenger RNA from Porites lobata, 13887 nucleotides. The record is from the annotation of a GenBank genome assembly. Lineage: Eukaryota; Metazoa; Cnidaria; Anthozoa; Scleractinia; Poritidae.